Molecule: messenger RNA, 4424 nt
Organism: Lytechinus pictus (painted urchin)
Lineage: Eukaryota; Metazoa; Echinodermata; Echinoidea; Temnopleuroida; Toxopneustidae
Product: inositol hexakisphosphate kinase 3-like
Exons: 6
Coding region: 661-2337 (558 amino acids)
Biological process (GO): inositol phosphate biosynthetic process; phosphatidylinositol phosphate biosynthetic process
Cellular component (GO): cytoplasm; nucleus
Molecular function (GO): inositol hexakisphosphate kinase activity
Source: RefSeq, a predicted model, not a curated record
GGGCAGCAAAGCAUAUUGCAUUCACUGAGUGUACAUUACUACAUAGUUAGUUCGGGGAUAUAAAGCCUGAGUUGGAUAGGCUACUGAGAAAGAAGAAUUUGACCCAGCCAGAACUUGAAAUAAAGAGGGACAGAAAUGUAUAAAUGAUUGCCUUGAUUUCUGAUGCACAACAGCAAUGGCCCCUGAAAGCAAGCAGUGCAAUGACCUUUGACAUUCCGAGAUUUAAUAGAGCGUGAAAGUACAUGUAACACUUUAUGCAUGAUCUAUUUUUCUGAAUAUGAUUAACUCAAAUCUAUUUUUCCAACUCAUUAAAAACAGCUACAGACUAUAUUUCAAAAGAGAAAAUAUGAAUGUUGUGUGAAAUGAACAAGAUUUAAUAAAAGUCUUGUUACAUGUACAUACUGUUUUUUGUGUGUGAUUGUUACAAUAUCAUAUAAAGGAACCCGUAUUUCUAUGUCUAGCACCCCUCAACCUUCAAUUUUUGAGAAUUUGUCUAUAAGACAUGAAUUAGUGCCUUUCAGAUUAAAACUAAAUUAUUGGAUGAAAAGAGAUCUUGUUUUAAAUUGGAAAAAGAGGAAAAAUCAGAAAGGAACCAAAAGAGAUGGCUUAAUGAAUGUUUAUUGAAGGUCAUUGCUGCAACUGUUAUUAGGGUGGAGAACAAUGGCCUUGCCAGAAGGGGGUGUUCUUCUGACACCCUUCAUUCAUCAGGUCGGAGGUCACAGGGGAAUCCUGCUGUAUGAUUCACGCUCGAUCUGUAAGCCAAUGUUUGAGAGAGAGAUUCAGAACUAUCGCUACUUGGCUCCGAUCAUGGGACACUUCAUACCAAAGUUCAAAGGCAUUGUUGAAGUUGUGAUCGAGAAGGACAAGGAUGGCAAAGUUGAGUACCGUGCAGUGACAGCACCCUCCUUUGACCUGAAAUGCAAGAGAUCAACGAACAUUCAGUUGUCCUCUGUGAAUUCAACAUGCAAUGUGACUGAUGCCAGGAACAGAGGGAAUGAUGUUAAUAAUCUUAAAAGAAAUGUAGCUCAGAGGUACAAUGGCCAUUGUCUUCAAAAUAACAACAAGAACUCAUCUUGUGAAAGAAUAUCUUCGAACCAUCAGUGCCUUGAUGACAGUAAUGAAGCAACCAAAGGGAAGGUGUUUGAAGAUGUUACGGAGUACUCCUACCAAACAAGGGGUAACGGUCUCAACCCAUGGAGUCUAUGGGUCCAUCAGUUAGACCUGCAGAAACUAAAUAUGGGAGAAAACAGACCCUUCAAUACACGUCAAGACUACAUGCUCCUGGAGAAUGUGACAGUAGACUACCAAUGCCCAUCCAUCAUUGACCUGAAGAUAGGUACCCGUUGCUAUGGUGAUGACCUUUCAGAGGAGAAGAAACAAUUGAACAUUGCAAGAGCCCUCGACAGCACCACCAACAAACUAGGAGUACGAUUUGGAGGCAUGCAGAUUUACCAAGCCGACAAAGGCACGUACGUCUGCUGCAACAAGAAAUACGGGAACAAGCUGACGGAAGAAGACCUUCGAUACGAGGUAGGUAGGUUCGUUUAUGACAAGCACCGACACAGUAAGAAGAUACGAGCUUGGAUCAUCCAGCGCAUUACACAACUCAAGGAUCUCAUCUCAAGCUUGAAUCAGUACCGGUUCUUUGGCUGCUCGGUGCUUAUCAUAUAUGAGGGUAUGCAGAAGGUGAGGAAGGGUGGUUCCAGGACAGUGGAAAAUGAUCGACAAGAUCCAGGAAAGGUGGAAGUCUUGAAGGAGAUGGAAGGCUCGGGGGAUGUGGAAUGGACACCGAGGGAAGGAGAUGGAAAGGAUCGGGGCAUCAGAGUGGUGAAUGACCAUAGCGGUGAUGACAACACUGGAAAAGCCACAAAGGAAGCGGAAGGCUCAGGGAAUGUCGACAGCUCAAGAGACAUACAGGGCUCAGGAGAUGUAGUGUUCUCGAGGGAAGGAGAUGGAAAGGAUCGGGGCAUCAGACUGGAGAAUGACCAUGGCAGUGAUGGCAUCAAUGUAAAAGACGCAAGGGAGGUCAAAGGCUCAGGGAAUGUCAACAGCUACAGCUCAAGAGACGUACAAGGCUCAGGGGAUAUAGAAGGCACGGAGGAGGUGGACGGAUCAAGGAAUGGAGAUGGUAAGCUCAGGUUGGUGGAGAAUGAUAGCGACGAUGAUGAUGACUACGAUGAGGGGAAUGUGUUGGUUAAGAUCAUUGACUUUGCCCACUCGUCAUCGGUUGAAGUGGCAGGAAUGGACGGGAUACACUAUGAAGGUGUCGAUAGAGGUUUUCUCUACGGUCUUGAAACCCUUGUUGAACUGAUACGCAAAGUUCCCCUUAAAACAUAGGCCAACUACACAACCUCUCUCUUUCCUGUACUAUUUGAAGGUACACACUUUUUGAUAUGUUUGAUAUACUAAGGAACAGAUGAAAAAAAAUGAAAACUAAUAUAUUGAUAGAAAAUCAUAUAAUGACUUGUUUAGUAGAUGCUUAAGAAGUAGAUGACUAUUUAAAUGCAUGUUAUUCAAUUUAGCUUUUGAUUAUAGAUUACAGGUGUAUUUUAUACUAUGAUGUUGUAUUCAAAUGCAUUCCAUUCAAAGUUGAUGACUGAUCAAAUGAUAGGUGCCAGUCUUAUUUAAUAUUUAAAAUAUGGGAGAAUUUUUUUUCCUACUCAACAAAAUAUUAAAUAGUUUAUUUGACAAAUUUAUAAACAGUUCAAUGAAUUACCUAACUUGAUCAUGAUCUGUAAUUAAUAAUUGAAAAUGCUAUUAACAUUCUCACUUGAAUUCAAGGUCAAUUUAAAAAAAUCAAAAUAUAUAUAUUUUUUUUAAAUCAAAGUGAUUGGCUUUCAAAGAUGAUGAAUUGUCUUUUAUUGAGCUCCAUCAAUUUCUCCUUCCUAGAUUAUUAUUAAAUUCAAUGAUGAUUCGGUGCAGGUAUAGGUUGAAAACAAAUUAUUAUGAUUCAACAACUCGACUAACUUUAGCUUAGGAUUUAGCCGCACUCGUUUGCUCAUAUAACUCAUAACCGAGCUGAGUGUGCAGAGGCGUUGUGGUUUAGUAGUUCAGUCACUGGACUGUUAUUGAUAUAAAGUUUAUGGCCAUGCAUCUUACUCACAUCAGUACUAUCUUUUCUUCCUUUUUUUUUUACAACUGGCUUUGUAUUGUGUAUUACCUCCCCCCCCCCCCCCCUCUUCCCCCUCAUCAAUUGCUACAAGCAUUUAUACAUAUAGGUCCAUACUAUAAUAUGUAAAUGAAUGCAGGCUCGUAGCAGGAUGAUUAGUAAGAGAUAUUCAAGUAUGAUUAAUGGAUUUUGUAUCAAAUGCUGUCAGAUUAGUACAGGCUGCUGUUAACAUGAAACAAGAGGCUUGGAAUAUCAUGGAUAUAUGCAAAGAUGGGGCUGAUACUACCUUGCGCCGUGUUAACAAGUACUUGUAUAUUUUGGGUACAUGCAAUGGAUAAUCAUAAUUACAAUUCAAAACACAUACAUGUAUUAUCAUCAAAAUGAAUGUUUUUGAUAAUGUUGGUUCGUUUUCAUUUUAAUCCCUGCUACUGGGCACUAUAUUGGACAGGGUGUGCAAAGAAUGAAAGCACAACUUUCACCCUGUUCAACUUGGAGCCAUGCAGACCUAACUCAGGCAGUUCUAAUAACCAGAGGGAUAAAAACAGAACAGAGGAGGCUCAUAACAUUUUUAAGCCAUUCAUGAUUAUUUACUAUUUAAAAAAAAAAAAAAAAAAUUUGCCAUGGACAUACUGCACAGUACACAUUCAGAUUAUAGUUAUAUUUGUAAUGCUUACGUAGUUGAAUGUGUAACUUUACAUCUUGAGCGAAAAGAUUUGGAGGUUAAUGGAUUAUGAUUUGAAUAUUAAUUCAGGGAGAUGCUGCCUUUUUUUAUUUCACAUUCUUUUGAUAUAAUGAUAUAUAUAUUUUUUUUCACUAUUGGUCUUUGCAUGAAUGGCACUGUGCCUUUCACUUGAGUGAAAGUAAAAUCACAUUGAUAUUUUACUACUGCCGAUCCUUAUUAAUUUUAUAUAUACCUGUUUCUUUAUCCCGUGUUAGAACAGUCUGAUGUUCAUUAUGUGUUAGGACUGAACAGUAUACAUAGAAGAAUGCUUAGAGCAUAUACACUGUACGUUUUGGUAAAUUUUCAGUAAAUUCAUUAAGAUCAAUUUAUCAAUUCAGAUAAAACGAAAUAUUAUCGUGAAACAUGAUUUUUUUUUUAUUGUGCAAUGUAAAAUCUGAUAUAUAUGUAUGUGUAAAGUUUGAAAUUCAAAUGUUAUAAGAGAAAAAAAAAUGGUUCACAAUAAAUUUAUUAAACCAUUCAUCUCAAAGAAUGUUUUUUAUAGAAAAAUAAUGCAGACAAUACACAUGUUUGCAAGAAGUAAGUGUGAAAAUUUCACAUUAUUAAAUCUCUAACAAAAACUGCUGUGGUGAAUUA